AUCGUACAAACAAACAGUGUUGCGUCGACCUCCGGCGGCGGCAGACAAGUGAGCGCGCGCGCGGAUGGAUUUCUCAGGCAGAGUUGUCAUAGUGACUGGAGCCAGCUCCGGCAUCGGCGCUGCAACCGCCAAAUUGUUCGCCGAACACGGUGCCUUGCUCACGAUCGUCGGCAGAAACGAAACCCGACUCCUAAAUGUCGCCAGAGAAUGUGAAAGCUGUAGAGGGCACAGACCAUUAUGCAUACUCUUGGACUUGACUGGAUCCAACAGCUGCGAAGAAGUGGUCAGAAAGACGGCUGAAACCUACAAACGGAUCGACGUGCUUGUUAAUUGUGCCGGAAAAUUGACUGUGACUUCUCUGUUCGACACUACAAUGGAAAUUUUCGACGAAUUAGUUGCAUUAAAUUUGCGUGUGCCGUACAAGCUGACACAGCUGUGUUUGCCGCAUCUGAAGAAGACAAAAGGGAAUGUUGUGAACGUUUUCAGCGCACCGAUGAGGUCGAGACCAGGAUUCUUGCCGUUCCACAUGAUCAGAGAUGCGUUGGAAAGGUUCACGAAGUCCGGAGCUUUGGAAAUGGCGUCCGAAGGAGUCAGGAUGAAUGCCGUCCGUCCAGGGAUAACGAGGACAAAUUUCAUAACGAAUUUCAAUGUAGAUGAUGAUGCAAUAGACCUGGUAUAUGAAAGUAUUUCUAGUUUAGUACCAAAUAGAGUUAUAAUUGAGCCAGUAGAGAUUGCUAGAAUGAUUCUAUUCACUGCAAGUGACGCGUGUCCUAAUUUGAGCGGUUCGAAUGUAAUAGUUAAUGGAGCAGCUGACAUAUGAAUCAAAUUAUGUACAAAAAAGUAAACAAUUGAAAUUUUGACGUGUAGGUAUAUAUUUAUGGGUGUGGGUAAACAGAUAUAUUAAAAACAGGAAGCUGUGAAUGCGAGUCAUCGUGACAUUGUGUUAUGCGAUAAUGUAUUAUAGUAUUUAAAAAAAAAAGCAAAGACUGAAUUUUAUUGAAUAAAGUUUUGAGAUAAGAGGUAAUUUGAUUGUGGCCUUACUUGAAGUAUCAGAAAAUAAUGAAAUUACAAAAUUACACUUCGUAAAAUGUUUGUUACAUGAUAGUCUAUAUAUGAUAAAUCCUAUUUCUAUAGGAAUAUCACACGAUACUGUAAUUUCACUCUCAUUAUUAUUCUGUGGUGGAUGGCGCUGAAGACUAAACAUCAUUUUAAGAGUUGUUAACAUGUUAAAACCAUCAACCACUUCUAUUACAAAUGUAUUAAUUACUAAUAACUUUAGGAAAUUUCUUUGUGAAGAGGGGUUUUCGUAAUUUGCCAUUCUGUGUCAUUUUCCAAGCUAGAUAUUAUCAAAAGAGGUAACAAACUUGAGUAGAAAAAUAAAAACAAUUAUCUACGAUCCUAAGGAGUAUAUUUAGAGAAUUCUUUUUAAUUUAGUUAAAUUAUAAUAACAAAUUAAAAUUCCAACAAUAUAAAAUAUCCAGGAAUUAAAAGGGUAUUUCCACGAUUAUAUUUACCUUAAUUUUAAUAAAAUAAUAACUUUACAUAAUAGAAGAACAUCUUAUUUAAAACAUAUCGUUUGAAAUGUUCAAUAUUUUAUUAUUAUUAUAUUUUUCCUAAAUAUUUGAAAAUCAGUAUUAAACUCUGAGCUCGAUUCAGUUCUAAUCAGACCGCCUUGACAGACGUAAACAAUCUUAAAUAUGCAAUCGUCCAUAUAAUCAUAGUGAUAUAAAUAACCGGAGACAUAACAAUUGAUAAAAUUGGUAAUAAAAGACAAAAUAAAAAUGUCGAUAAACAACAGGAUCUGUUUUUUGGACAAAUAUAAAAUGAUAGUUUUAAUUACUUUGAACAGAUUUUCAUAUUAUAAUCAUAACUAUGGAGAAGGCAACUAUUAAUAGUGCCAAGAAAGAAUGUUAUUGUGUUUGUUUCAUUCCACGUAAUGACCACAACAAUCAACCAUGAGGAAUAAGACUAUGAAGAAGAAGAUAUCAUCAUCAUUUUAUAAGGAGAAUGGGCCAGGUUUUAACAACUGCAAAAAUAGCUACGUCCGUGGAUGCUCAGCUUACGAUUUUGAUACACCGAUAUACAAUUUGUAAACUACGACCUCUUCUUGUAUAUUCGUUGAUAUUUGAAAUGGAGUGACAAAAAAUCGAUUAAGCCACAUCGUUCUUCAAAUCAUCGUAUAUUUUCUUUGUAACAUUCAACAAUAAUGACAGCACAGUUGCUAUUUGUUUGGGCACGCUAAUCCCUGGGACUACAGGUCUGUUUUGAAGAAGUUCUACAUAUGUACAGGUUGUCUUAAACUCGAUACAAAUAAAUUCGUUAUUAUACUAGACAA
This is a messenger RNA of Plodia interpunctella (Indianmeal moth), 2335 nucleotides long. RefSeq lists its product as uncharacterized. Bases 65 to 820 code for a protein of 251 amino acids. Lineage: Eukaryota; Metazoa; Arthropoda; Insecta; Lepidoptera; Pyralidae. The record is from RefSeq and is a predicted model, not a curated record. The transcript has a single exon.